This is a messenger RNA of Striga asiatica, 693 nucleotides long. The record is from the annotation of a GenBank genome assembly. NCBI's taxonomy places the organism in Eukaryota, Viridiplantae, Streptophyta, Magnoliopsida, Lamiales, Orobanchaceae.
GAAGUAAGAAGCAUCAAGCAUAGGCUGAAGCAGCAACCAAGGAGGAGUCUGAGUCUCAUCGCACUAACUCCGUUGCGGUUAGCCAUACCUCUAACUCAGCCUGUACACUAUCAAUAUCAUGAAGUAAAGUCUGUCCUCAGUUGCUUGUUCGCUAUCAGUGAAUCGGUAAUCGGUAUCACUAGAAGCUCUUUCCUUGAAUCGGUAUCCGUCUCCGCGUCCCUUACCCAAGUGUCGCAGCGCUUGUUCAGAAAGCAAAUUCUUAUCUUUCUUUCUUCUAGUCCCACUCCGGUCCAUGAACUCACUGAUGACCGUUUUCUUGCUGCCCUAAAUCAAAUAGGCAGGCACCAAAGAAUAUUAGCUCAAGCCUUUUUCGUCCCGCUGAAAGAAGGACCUGCCUUAGGGUUCGGUUCAGAAGGGAUCGGUUCUGUCGAUAGCACGCACUGGUUUUCUAAAGUUCAAUCCGGUCUGGUCUUUGUUCGGUCUCUAAGACAGCAGCAACUGCUGAUUAUUAGCUUGGCGGGGAACCAGGAAGAAAAGAGCUUUCGCGCUAGUCAGGGACUUAAGGGUGAAGGAUUGAUCAGUCUUUGCACUAUAGGGAUGCUUCAGAGAUCGAAGCAGAAGAAACAGAAGUUGGAGAAGAGAUUGAUUGAAGUUGCUGAAUUCGCAAAAGCGGAAAAACCCAAAUCCAUAUGA